Phialemonium atrogriseum is the source of this 1616-nucleotide messenger RNA. RefSeq names its product peroxisome biogenesis factor 7. The transcript is spliced from 3 exons. Gene Ontology annotation, cellular component: cytosol; peroxisomal matrix. Gene Ontology annotation, molecular function: protein binding. Lineage: Eukaryota; Fungi; Ascomycota; Sordariomycetes; Cephalothecales; Cephalothecaceae. Gene Ontology annotation, biological process: protein import into peroxisome matrix. The coding region runs from base 90 to 1157 and encodes 355 amino acids. The record is from RefSeq and is a predicted model, not a curated record.
CUGUGGUUGUCGAGACUCUUCACCUCAGAAAGGUCUGGUCGCAAAUAGUCAAUGGGUGGUUGGAUCCGAUCGUCCUCACCUCCCCAGUCAUGGCUUCCAUGCUAGAGUUCCGCACGCCUGGCUUCAAUCCCUACGCAGUCAAAUACUCGCCGUAUUACGAUUCGCGAAUUGCAGUUGCGACAUCAGCUAACUAUGGCAUCGUGGGCAAUGGGCGUGUCUUUGCUCUGGGGAUGACCCCGGCUGGGAUCCAGGUGGAAAAGACCUUUGACACCAACGACGCCCUGUACGACCUCGCUUGGUCCGAGAUCAACGAGAACCAGAUGGUCGUGGCAUGUGGUGAUGGCUCCCUCAAGUUGUUCGACCUAGGGGUCAAUGACUUUCCUGUGAUGAACUUCCAUGAGCACAAGCGGGAGGCAUUCUCCGUGUGUUGGAAUCCGAUCACCAAGGACAACUUCAUCUCUAGUUCCUGGGACGGGACAGUGAAGAUAUGGUCGCCCACGCGCAACGCCUCGCUGAAGACCCUCCCCAUAGGCAGCUGCACCUACAGCGCCUCCUUCUCGCCGACCAACCCGUCCAUCAUCUCGGCCGUCUCCUCCGACAGCCACAUCCGCAUCUUCGACCUCCGCGCCCCGACCUCGGCAAAGUACCAUCUCACGACCAUGAUCCCGGUGCACGCGCCCCCGCGCAGCGGCGCCUUCCUGCCCAACGGGCAGACCUUCCCGGCCGCCGCGCCGGCCGAGAUCCUGACGCACGACUGGAACAAGUACAACGACUCCGUCGUCGCGACGGGCGGCGUCGACCGCGUCGUGCGCACCUUUGACGUCCGCAACCCGGGCGGGGGCCCCGUCUCGCUCCUGCACGGCCACGAGUACGCCGUGCGCCGCCUCGCCUGGAGCCCGCACGCCAGCGACGUCCUCGCCAGCGCCAGCUACGACAUGACGGUCCGCGUGUGGACCGACGGGAGCAGCGGCCCGGCCGCCGACCCCUCUUCGGCGCCCCCGGUGCGCGCCGGCACGGAGCUCGGCAUCAUGAACCGCCACACCGAGUUCGCCACCGGCGUCGACUGGUGCCUGUUCGGCGCCGGCGGCUGGGUCGCCAGCGUCGGCUGGGACGAGAGGGUCCUGCUGUGGGACGCGCAUACGCUGCUGAGGAGAUGAUUUUGACGGGACCUUUUUGACGACCAAAAACAAAAACGCUUUGCGGAAUGAUACCCCGGUUUCAUGGUCCCGGCUGCUCCUUACGGGAACGAGUGGUUUCCUUUCUUUUUCGCUGGGUCGGUUUUGAUGUCCCGACUUGUGUUCGGGCCUGGGAGGUCAGGGGUAGAACGGGCGGAGGGACAACAUUAGAGGCGUUCGUUGGGUGGACUGAACCAUGAUAAAUAUUCUUCUGGAGUAGCAUUACGACUAUUGGCCAUAUCGGCAAGAAAAUUGUGUACGGCUUCGAAAUGUAUCAUUACAUACCAAAGUCAAGUGCAGUGAGUAGAAUUGCUGUACCUCAAUCGCUCCGAGAGUUAGCUGUCUUGCCCUUUGCAACAUCCGCCUCUGGUUUCAGGGGGCCUGGCUGACCCACCACACACAUCACAAGUUCCGAACACAGCGCGCCUUUUUAUAUUAAAA